This is a messenger RNA of Dreissena polymorpha, 1447 nucleotides long. RefSeq lists its product as uncharacterized. The record is from RefSeq and is a predicted model, not a curated record. The coding region runs from base 110 to 1447 and encodes 445 amino acids. The transcript is spliced from 5 exons. NCBI's taxonomy places the organism in Eukaryota, Metazoa, Mollusca, Bivalvia, Myida, Dreissenidae.
UGCAGGCACGGAUUGAGAACACAGACGUAAAGAGAGGUAACACUGAACAAUGGCUUGUUUCUGUGCCAAAAGUUGACUCUAUGAAGACUAUUUCGUUGAUGUUCAGAUUAUGGCGAGUUUAGCUGAUGUGUUUAAGGAGAAGGAACGGUCGAACUGGCUUAAGGCAUGGCUAGCAAUAGACAUUGCGAAGUCUGGCUUGGAGCACUUAGCUGACAACGAGGCUCAGACUUUUCACCAGCACAUUUACAGCCAAGUUACAUCUACUCUUAAGUCACAAUCAGCUACUUGCACCAGCUGUAACACAACAAAUUUACUGCAAAACCAAAAAUGUCCAAACCAGAUUUGUGAUAAAGUUUGCCAGGAAAUUAUCAAGGAACAUCGGUACAAAAAAUGUUCUUGGAACAAUACAUCUGCGCCAUUAUGGCAAACGCACUAUUGGGAAAUAGCGAAAUGUUACAUCCAAACAGAUGGAUAUGCUGACAAGAUAUCGAUUCAAGAUACAGACUUCAACGGCGUCGUCAGUUUUAUGCUGAACUGCACACGCUUUAAUAGCAAGUUUUCUUUUCCAAUAACAAAGGGAAAGCCAACUCUAAACAAGCCUGCAUGCCUCCUGUAUAAGGCUCGUGAAGUCCAUAAAGCUGUGCGGCACUCUUCACAAAUGGAAGUUACUGAUGUCGAUCUUCAAGACUAUUUCACAACAUUGAACAACCUGCUGAAAGAUUCAAGCCAUCUCAGUAAAGAUAACGUUGCCAAAAAUGCUGUGGUGAAAUUAGCGAAGUUGGAAAAAGACACAUUACUAUUGACUACAGCAGAGAUGAUGUGUUUCCUGGAUGCUGUUGGAACAACUUUGAAACAACACUUGAAAGGUAUUGCAAAAGACGUUGUUGACGCAUCGGUGAAUGACCUUAGAGUAAACACAACAUUGUGUAUUGAAAACAUUAAAGAUUUUAUGAGCAAUUGUAAGCAAGAACUCGCAAAACAGGCAGAUAUACAUAAACAGGAUAUCGAUGAACACGUCGACAGUCAAAAACAAGGCAUAGAUGAUCACACCGGAAGACACAAACAGGGCAUAGAUGAACAUGUCAAAGGACACAAACAGGGCAUGGAUAAACACGCCGAUAUACACAAACAGGGCAUGGAUAAACACGCCGAUAGAUACAAACAGGGCAUGGAUGAACACGCCGAUAGACACAAACAGGGCAUGGAUGAACACGCUGAUAGACACAAACUGGGCAUGGAUGAACACGCUGGUAGACACAAAAAGAGCAUGGAUGAACACGCUGAUAGACAAAAACAGGGCAUAGAUGAACACACCAGUAGACACAAACCGUGCUUAGAUGAACAAGCAGAAAAAUGCAUUAAGGACAUCCAAGAACAGUUUGGAAAUACUACUUUCACUGAAACAACAUACAAACAGUCCUGUAAAGUUGCCAUUGAAAUUGCUUAG